Colletotrichum aenigma is the source of this 252-nucleotide messenger RNA. RefSeq names its product COX assembly mitochondrial protein 2 (gene CMC2). The record is from RefSeq and is a predicted model, not a curated record. The transcript is spliced from 2 exons. NCBI's taxonomy places the organism in Eukaryota, Fungi, Ascomycota, Sordariomycetes, Glomerellales, Glomerellaceae. Bases 1 to 252 code for a protein of 83 amino acids.
AUGCAUCCCCAUCUGCACACUAAGGACAACUUCGAGUGCGAAGACGUCAUGGUCGCCCUGGAAGAAUGCCACGCCAGGGGCUUCCUGCACAAGGCCACCGGCGGCUGCAACGACGCAAAGGACAAGCUCACCCAGUGCCUCAAGGGCGCGCGCGCGAGGCGCACCGAGGCCAACCGCGCGGCGGCGCGGGCCAAGAGGGAGGAGCGCGAGAACAGGAUCAAGGAGCUGAACAAGUCCCUCGGCCUCGAUUAA